ACGUGAUCUAAGGGCGUCCACGUGACUGAGCCACACCAGUCAUGGCGCGGCCGCAGCUUCUCUCCGUCCUGAGCCGUCCCUGGGUCCGCCGGCUGAGCGGCAGCUGCUGCCCGCUGAGGGAGCACCGGGGGCUGCUGCGGCUCCGAGGCCCGAACACCCCGGGCUUCCUGCAGGGGCUCGUCACCAACGACACGGAGCGACUGGGGGAGGGCGCCGUGUACGCUCACCUUCUCAACCUGCAGGGGCGGAGUAUGUUUGACGUCAUCCUGUACAGGCUCUCCUCGGAAGCGGAUGGACAGUCUGAAGUACUCCUGGAGUGCGACAUUCAGGCGUUGGGGCCCAUCCAGAAACAUCUGCAAGUCUACAACUUCCGUAAGAAGGUGGAGGUGGCGCCCUGUCCGGAGCUGUCGGUGUGGGCGGUGCUUCCAGGUCAGAAGCCGCAGGAUCCUCCAGGGGCUAGGCCACCAGUGGUGGUGUGCAGCCCUGACCCCCGAGUGGCGGCUAUGGGGUGGAGAAUUGUGGCGGGGGCGAAGGGAAAGAUCACAGACCUGCUGCCCGAAGCUCGGCCGGGAAGCUACGAGGAGUACUGCAAGCACCGAUAUGAACAUGGUGUUCCAGAGGGGGUGAAGGACCUUCCUCCAGGGGUGGCUCUACCGCUGGAAUCUAACUUGGUUUACUUGAAUGGAAUUAGUUUUUCCAAAGGAUGUUACUUGGGCCAGGAGCUAACGGCCCGGACUCACCACACCGGAGUUAUCCGCAAGCGGCUGGUGCCUGUGCGCCUCUCGUCACCAAUACCGGCCGAGUGCGAGGAGUCGGAGAUCGUCACGCUCUCGGGGAAAGCAGCCGGUAAAUACAGAGCCGGGAUAGGUGACUUGGGUCUUGCCCUUUUGAGGCUGGAACACCUUGGAGUAGAACUUCAGAUAAAACUAGAGGGUCGGGAGCCAGUCAAUGUGAACGCCUCCACACCGGAUUGGUGGCCAGAGCCUGAAAAUACUCCAUGAAGAGACUACAUUACUGAACGUUAAGAGAUCUCACUGAUCGAAAGAGUGUUAAAUAGUAUUGUAUUUUUUCAUAGACUACAAACAUUGUUGUGCCUUCUAUCUCGUUAUCUAUUAUUACACUUAUUGCCCCUUAUAUGUGGGAACUGCAUUAUUUCAUUUAUUUAGUCCAAGUCUUACAAGCUCAAUAAAUAAAGCAGCACAACCCACA
Molecule: messenger RNA, 1209 nt
Organism: Rana temporaria (common frog)
Lineage: Eukaryota; Metazoa; Chordata; Amphibia; Anura; Ranidae
Gene: IBA57
Product: iron-sulfur cluster assembly factor IBA57
Exons: 3
Coding region: 42-1001 (319 amino acids)
Cellular component (GO): mitochondrial matrix
Molecular function (GO): protein binding
Source: RefSeq, a predicted model, not a curated record